GGGGACCCGGGCAUCGUGGUGGCUCUGCUCGCUGCCUUCCUCCUAACCCGCUCCUCGUUGGUCUGCUUCCCUCCUUCUCUGCUUUUCCUCGACGUGGAGCGCCGCGGAAGCAGCUGGCAGGCGGAGCCCAGUCGCUCUUUUGCCCGGAGCGCUUUCGUGUGCCGUCCGAGCAGCAGCCAUGGCCGCCGCAGCCGGGAUCCUGGCCGGGACCGUCAGAGUGGAACUGCAAGAGCGCCUGGCUUCUCUAAUGCAGCAGAGGGAAGUGGCGAAAGCAGAUGAGAAGAAAAUCAAGGAGCUGCUGAAACGGAUCGAAGCAGAGAAGCAGAAAAUCAUCCAGGAAUGGAAACAGCUCUGGGAGUUUCUUAAAGAGCAAGAGCAGCUUCUGCUGAGUUGGCUGGAGAUGCUGGGCUGGAAGAUUGCACAGAAAAGGGAGGAGAGCCUCUCCAAGCUCUGCCUGGAGAUUACCCUGCUUGAGGAUUUGCUCGGCAGAAAGGGAGCGGAGAAAGAGGAGCCAAAUCGUCUCUGGCAGGGCUUCAGAAGCACAGGGAACAGUAUGGAAGAUGGCGCAUCACCAAAAGCGGAACUCGACUUGGAGGAGCUCGGACAGAGAGUCAACUGUUUCUCUGAGAAAAAGGACACCCUGCAGGAAGUGAUGCUGCGGUUCAAAGAGACUUUACGGAUGAAGCUGGAGGGUGACACAGGCUUCAGAAUAAUAUCCACCUUUCAGUCCAGAGCAACGCCUCCUCGCGGCAAUCAGCCAGUGGAGAUUCUCAGAGGAGGUUUACGUGCAGCCGAAGGAACUCAGGGUCUUCUGGUCUUGGAUCAGGUACCUGAACACCAUAGCAUCGAACGGUGGACUUCCAAGGAACCCAGGAAGGGACCGUUGAUCAGAGGCCUAGAGGAACACAAGGAAGUAGGGAACGGAAUGCAAAGCGAGGACGAGAUCAAGGUCUUUCAGCAGGAGGAGCAGACACAAAGGGAGCAGAACGUGACUGCUCCAGGCGAAUGCCACAGGGUCGUUCUGAAGAAUGUCAAAAGCGAAGAGCCAAUCGGAACUGAGUGCAGGUUUGGGAAUAACCUGCCGGGAUUCCAAGGCCAUCCAAGCCACCAGGAAACCGGAGGACUCCAAGCCCUGCUGGAGAAGAAGCCCCACGAGUGCCCGGCCUGCGAGAAAAGCUUUCGCCGCUUUUCCACUCUUGUUACCCACCAGCGCAUCCACACCGGGGAGAGGCCUUACGAGUGCCGCCAGUGCGGGAAGAGCUUCAGCCAGAGCUCCAACCUUUUCCGGCACCAGAAAAUCCACACGGGCGAGAGGCUGCACAGCUGCCCCGAGUGCGGGAAGCGCUUCUGCUUCGCCUCGGACGUUGCCAAACACCAGAAAGUCCACCGGGCGGGGAGAUCCCUGACGUGCCCCGUGUGCGGGAAAGGUUUCAGAGGCUGCACGGCCCUCGCCCGUCACCAGCGUACUCACUCGAGCGCCAGGCCCUAUGAGUGCCCCGACUGCGGCAAAGGGUUCCGGUUUAAUUGCUUCCUCCUGGCUCACCGGAGGACGCACACCGGGGAGAAGCCGCACAGGUGUGCCUCGUGCGGGAAAAGCUUCAGCUCGCACUCGGCCCUCUUUGCUCACCGCCGAGUCCAUACGGAUGAGAAGCCCUUUAAGUGUCCGGAUUGCGGGAAGGGCUUUGGCCAGAAUUCAACCCUCAAGACGCACCGGAGAGUUCAUACAAACGAGAAGCCCUACCGGUGCUCAGACUGCGGGAAAGGCUUCAGCCAGCACUCCACCCUUCUGAAACACCGGAUAAUCCACACCGGGCAUAAGCCUUACCCGUGUGCCGAAUGUGGCAAGAGCUUCAAUCGCAGCUCCGCCCUUUUGGCCCACAAAAGGAUCCAUACAGGGGAGAAGCCGUUUGAAUGCCCUGACUGUGGGAAAAGCUUCACUCAAAACGGCCAUCUGAUUCGACACUGGACGGUCCACACCAAAGAUGCAGGAGCCCACUAAGCUAAGGCUGUGCAGAGACCAGAAAUGAACCCAGUUCAAUAAUAAUAAUAAUAAUAAUAAUAAUAAUAAUAAUAAUAAUAAUAAUAAUAAUAAUAAUAAUACUUGUAUUAUUUGUACCCCAGCCAUCUGAUUGUGUUGCCCCAGCCGCUCUGGGCGGCUUCCAACAUGUAUAAAAGCAUAAUAAAACAUCAAACAUUGAAAACUUCCCUUCAC
Molecule: messenger RNA, 2212 nt
Organism: Zootoca vivipara (common lizard)
Lineage: Eukaryota; Metazoa; Chordata; Lepidosauria; Squamata; Lacertidae
Biological process (GO): regulation of transcription by RNA polymerase II
Cellular component (GO): nucleus
Molecular function (GO): DNA-binding transcription activator activity, RNA polymerase II-specific; RNA polymerase II cis-regulatory region sequence-specific DNA binding
Source: RefSeq, a predicted model, not a curated record